GGCCAGGAUCGCCCUGACCGCGGCUCUCGGUGUCCCAGCUCAGACCCCAUCGGCACUGGGGUGCUGGGGCCCCGGGCAGCCCCCCCGUGCCGAGGGAGGGGCGCGGUGGCCGUCCUGCUGCGCCAGCUGGGGGGGGACCCGCAGCCCCCGCGUGCCCUGGUUCCUCCCCCAGCCCUGGCUGAGCCAGGCAGAGCGCUGCCCGGGGAGGUGGCUCUGCUACAGCUCCUUCCCCCUCCCUCGCCUCUGCCUGCCACCGCUCCCCUCCCCAAAAACCCGACAGGGGAUAAUGCCUCCUGAAUACAUGAUGAAGUGAGUAGUCAGGCUGGGCUCCGCCGCUGCUGCUGGGAGUGAGUGAGCGUGUGAGUCUGUGCAUUGAGGCAGCUCUGCACUGCAGCCUCCUCCUACAUCCAGCCAGAGAGAAAGAGAAAGGCGCGCAGGGAAGGCGGCUUGUUGCAGCGCCAGGCGCCGGCCCCGGGGAGGAAGCGAAUCCCCCGCAGCCCCCGCGGCAGGACCGGAGCAGCCCCCAGCGAGGCAGCGGGCAGCGGCGCCAUGCUCAAUAACCUGACGGACUGCGAGGACGGCGACGGGGGGGCAAGUCAAGGCGAUGGCAAUCCCAAGGAGAGCAGUCCCUUCAUCAACAGCACAGACCUGGAGAAGGGCAAAGAAUACGAUGGCAAGAACAUGGCCCUCUUCGAGGAGGAGAUGGACACCAGCCCGAUGGUCUCGUCCCUGCUGAGCGGGCUGGCCAACUACACCAACCUGCCGCAGGGCAGCCGGGAGCACGAGGAGGCCGAGAACAAUGACGGGGGCAAGAAGAAGCCGGUUCAGGCUCCACGGAUGGGCACCUUCAUGGGCGUCUACCUGCCCUGCCUCCAGAACAUCUUUGGGGUCAUCCUGUUCCUGCGCCUCACCUGGGUGGUGGGGAUCGCCGGCAUCAUGGAGUCCUUCUGUAUGGUCUUCCUCUGCUGCUCCUGCACGAUGCUGACAGCCAUUUCCAUGAGUGCGAUUGCCACCAACGGCGUGGUGCCAGCGGGAGGCUCCUAUUACAUGAUCUCUCGCUCCCUGGGACCUGAGUUUGGUGGGGCCGUGGGGCUCUGCUUCUACCUGGGCACCACCUUUGCCGGCGCAAUGUACAUCCUAGGGACCAUUGAAAUCCUGCUGGCCUACAUCUUCCCACCCAUGGCCAUCUUCAAGGCCGAGGAUGCCAGCGGGGAGGCAGCGGCGAUGCUCAACAACAUGCGCGUCUACGGCACCUGCGUCCUGACCUGCAUGGCCACCGUGGUGUUCGUGGGUGUCAAGUACGUCAACAAGUUUGCCCUGGUCUUCCUGGGCUGCGUCAUCCUCUCCAUCCUUGCCAUCUAUGCCGGUGUCAUCAAGUCAGCCUUCGACCCACCGAGCUUCCCGAUCUGCCUGCUGGGGAACAGGACCCUCUCGCGCCACGGAUUCGACCUCUGCACCAAGGUGGUGGUGGAGGGCAACGAGACGGUGGGCUCCAAGCUCUGGGAGCUCUUCUGCACCUCCCGCUUUCUCAACGCCACCUGCGACGAGUAUUUCACCAUGAACAACGUGACCGAGAUUGAGGGCAUCCCCGGUGCUGCCAGCGGCCUCAUCCAGGAGAACCUCUGGAGCUCCUACCUGACCAAGGGUGUGAUCGUGGAGAAGCGGGGGCUGCCCUCCGUGAGCCCCCCCGACACGCCAGUGGACAUGGACCAGCCCUACGUCUUCAGCGACAUGACCUCCUACUUCACCCUGCUGGUGGGCAUCUACUUCCCCUCGGUCACAGGCAUCAUGGCUGGCUCCAACCGCUCCGGGGACCUGCGGGAUGCGCAGAAAUCCAUCCCCACAGGCACCAUCCUGGCCAUCGCCACCACCUCUGCGGUCUACAUCAGCUCCGUCGUGCUCUUUGGGGCGUGCAUCGAGGGGGUCGUCCUGCGCGACAAGUUUGGUGAAGCUGUCAACGGGAACCUGGUGGUCGGCACCCUGGCGUGGCCGUCCCCAUGGGUCAUUGUCAUCGGCUCCUUCUUCUCCACGUGCGGGGCUGGGCUGCAGAGCCUCACCGGAGCCCCACGCCUCCUGCAAGCCAUCUCCAGGGAUGGGAUCGUGCCGUUCCUCAGGGUCUUCGGCCAUGGCAAAGCCAACGGGGAGCCCACAUGGGCUCUGCUGCUCACCGCCUGCAUCUGUGAGAUCGGGAUCCUGAUCGCUUCCCUGGACGAGGUGGCUCCUAUCCUGUCCAUGUUUUUCCUCAUGUGCUACAUGUUCGUUAACCUGGCCUGCGCGGUGCAGACGCUGCUGCGGACACCCAACUGGCGGCCACGCUUCCGCUACUACCACUGGACCCUCUCUUUCCUGGGCAUGAGCCUGUGCCUGGCGCUGAUGUUCAUCUGCUCCUGGUACUACGCGCUGGUCGCCAUGCUGAUCGCCGGCCUCAUUUACAAAUACAUCGAGUACCGCGGGGCGGAGAAGGAGUGGGGUGACGGGAUCCGGGGGCUGUCGCUGAGUGCUGCCCGCUACGCCCUGCUGCGGCUGGAGGAAGGGCCCCCCCACACCAAGAACUGGAGGCCCCAGCUGCUGGUUCUGGUCCGUGUGGAUCAGGAGCAGAACGUGGUGCACCCACAGCUCCUGUCCUUCACUUCACAGCUCAAAGCAGGCAAGGGCCUCACCAUUGUGGCCUCUGUGCUGGAAGGGACCUUCCUGGACAACCACCCGCAGGCGCAGAGAGCCGAGGAGUCCAUCCGCCGCCUGAUGGAAGCGGAGAAGGUGAAGGGCUUCUGCCAGGUGGUGAUCUCCUCCAACCUGCGGGACGGCAUGUCGCACCUCAUCCAGUCCAGCGGGCUGGGCGGGCUGCAGCACAACACGGUGCUGGUGGGCUGGCCCCGCAGCUGGCGCCAGAAGGAGGACCACCAGACCUGGAGGAACUUCAUCGAGCUGGUGCGAGAGACCACGGCCGGGCACCUGGCCCUGCUGGUGGCCAAGAACGUUGCCAUGUUCCCGGGCAACCAGGAGCGCUUCUCGGAGGGCCACAUCGACGUCUGGUGGAUUGUCCAUGACGGGGGGAUGCUGAUGCUGCUGCCCUUCCUCCUGCGGCACCACAAGGUCUGGCGCAAGUGCAAGAUGCGUAUCUUCACGGUGGCACAGAUGGAUGACAACAGCAUCCAGAUGAAGAAGGACCUGACGACAUUCCUGUACCACCUGCGCAUCACCGCGGAGGUGGAGGUGGUGGAGAUGCAUGAGAGCGACAUCUCUGCCUACACCUACGAGAAGACGCUGGUGAUGGAGCAGCGCUCCCAGAUCCUCAAGCAAAUGCACCUCACCAAGAACGAGCGGGAGCGGGAGAUCCAGAGCAUCACGGACGAGUCUCGCGGCUCCAUCCGGCGCAAGAACCCAGCCAACACACGCCUGCGCCUGAGUGUCCCCGAGGAGCAGGUGGGCGACGGAGAGGAGAAGCCGGAGGAGGAGGUCCAGCUCAUCCACGACAAAAACGCCACCACCUUCUCCAGCAGCUCCCAGUCCCCUGCCGAUGAGGCGGAGACGGCCCCUGAGAAGGUGCAUCUCACCUGGACCAAGGAGAAGACCGUGGCUGAGAAGAACAAGAGCAAGAGCCCCGUCAGCCCUGAGGGCAUCAAGGACUUCUUCAAUAUGAAGCCGGAGUGGGAGAACCUGAACCAGUCCAACGUGAGGAGGAUGCACACAGCUGUGAAGCUCAACGAAGUGAUCGUGAAAAAGUCCCAGGACGCCAAGCUGGUCCUGCUGAACAUGCCAGGGCCACCCCGCAACCGGAAAGGGGAUGAAAACUACAUGGAGUUUCUGGAGGUGCUGACGGAGCACCUGGACCGAGUGCUUCUGGUGCGUGGUGGGGGCCGGGAAGUCAUCACCAUCUACUCCUGAAAUACCGCGCGAGAGAGCACCAGAUCUUCCGGGAGCAUCCAGCACCAGAGCAGCUGUUCCUCAUUGCAACGUCACAGCACUGCUGUCCUUGUUUAUAUAUAAAUAUAUACAGUGUACCGCGGACUGAGCACCGGAGCCCAGCGCUGCCGCCACCGCCGGCCCCAGCAGGGCCAGCCCCCGCUGCCGGCCCCCACGCUGCUCCUCGCGGCCCCCCCAGCCAGGCAGGAGGGCAGCUGUGCCGAGAUGGGCUCCCGGGCCCUGCUGUGCUGCUACCCCCCUGCGGAGCUUGGCUGGAUGUGCCUGUGCCCUGUGACUGCCUGAUGCCCGAUGCUCACGCCCUGCCUCUCUGUGGAGGUGCUGGGAGAAGAGAGAGGCCACCAGCAUGCUUUCCUCGCCGGAUGCUCCUCUCCCCACCUCCGGCAGUGCCCGCUGGCUCCGGGAGGGCCGGGGUCCCUGACUGUGCUGGGCCUGGAGCGCCCCGACCGCUGCCGCCCGUCUGGAGGCCAUGGGCCGUGCUCACGGAGAGGCACUCGAGAUGGUUUGGAGGGGGCAGAGGGUGGGGGGCAGCUGAGGAGGUCGGGAUGCCAGGAGAGCAGCAAUCCCACUGCAGCAUGAGCUCUGGCCUGGGGUGGGUGGCGAUGAUCCUUGUCCCCCUCCCCGCUGACCCCGGCUCCCUCUGCCCUGGCUCUCGUGCUGCGGUCACUGCCUGGAGCCACAGUGUCUGCAGUGGAGCAGAUGCCCCACGGUGCCCGGCAUCAGUCGGAGCCGCUCAGGUCUGCGGGGGUGCCGCCAACCCCAGGCGCCUGUGCCUGCUCGUGGCCUGAGCGCGGAACUGGUGCCACACUGGGGGCUCUGGGGGCUGUUUGGACCCCACACUGGCCAGCCCACCAGUCCCCUAUGUCCCGCUGCGUCUGCAGGGCUUCACCCCUAGCCCCUAACCCUGGCCCUAGGCAGGCACAGGUGCUGCCACGGGGCUGUAGGAAACUUGGGAUUUGCGGGUAGUUUUUAACAUAUGCAAAGUCUGUGUGACUGGUCUCAGCCCUGCUGCAGCAGCUCUGGCUGGGCCCUGCAGCAGGGAGGUGGCUGUAGGGGCCCUGUGCCCCCCCGGCACUCGUGGCUGUGCUCCCGCUCCCCAGCACCACGCUGCUGCUGGGGCAGUGCCGUGGGCAGACCCCAGAGCCCCUGGAGCCGCUGGCCAGGGUGGCGUGGUCCAGAGCCCGUCCCCUCCUGCCACAGCCCUGCAGCAGGCAGCAGGACGUGGCGGGACGGCGUGGGACGCCCCUCAAACAUGUCCUACCGUCGGCAGCAGCUGCAGAGCCACCCCCGUCCCCCACAGCAUCUCUCAUGCCAGAGAAACUGAGGAGCUUUUAACAAAUGUGAACGGUUCCAGGAACCACGCAGGAAGCGGUGCCGGGGGCAGCCAUGGCGUGCCGUCAUCCAGCCCCGGCCCCAUGUACAUAGUGUACAUAAUACAGUACGUGUAUUUUUAAAGUGAUCAUAUUUAUGUUAAUAGAACCAGAUGAAGUCUAUAUAUAGAGAUCUAUAUCUAUACUGAGAGAUGCAGGGCUAUGCUAGCACCAGGCUGUGGGGACGGAGGUGUGACAGGCUGCUCCUGCAAGAAAAGGGCGCCCACCCGCCGGCACCGAGCGCCCUGGGGUGGCGGUGAGGGCUGUUGCCUUCCCCAGCCAUCAGCAGCCCCUGGGAACGGGCCAGGUCGUGGGUUCAUUCUCUUCUUGAUUUAGCUUCUUAAAAGUUUCAGGGAAAAGAAAUUACAGACUUUUCUGAACUUGUUUCACAGCAGAUUUGAGCUUCCACUCGAAGUGCAGCCUGCUAAGAGUUGCCCUCUCCUGGCAGUGCUGGCUGCUUUGUGCCAGCCUGGCCCCGCACAGCAGCGCGAUGUCCCCUCCACGCGCGGUGGACAGUGAGGGUGACCCGGCCAGAGCUGAGCCCAGCGCUGGAGCUCUCCUCCUCCUCCUCUUCCUCCUCCUCCUCCUCCUCCUCCCCCUCCAGACGGCCCCGAUGCCUCCCCUCGCCCCGCGGCACCGUCCCGGCCGGCAGGGAGGAGCGGGUGCUGUGCAGCGUCCCCAUGGGUGGCCGGGCAGCAGUUGGCACCUGCUCCAUCCCCGCGGCCCUGGCAGCCAGCCCCGUUCUCGCCCACCCGUCCUGCGGGCUGGGGCCAGCCGCAGCCCCCAGCUCCAGCCUCCGGGAGGGCAGGAAGCUCCCUCUGCACAGGAGGACGCUGUCCCCUCGUCCUCUGCAGAGCUUCUCUACUCCUCCAGUUCCAGGCCAAAGCUAUAUGGGGCUGCUUGGAUAGAAAGAAGUUUUGGUUCGUUUGUGCUCUUUUUUUGGCUUUUGGCUUUUUCUUUUUUUUUUUUUUUUUGCUUUAAGAGACUACUUGGACACACUCCCAGACCAAAACCAAGCCCCAGCUGCACAUCUGUGCCUGUUUAUACCUUGCUCCUACAUUUCCAUCACUCCCAAAGUGCCUCCCUUCUCUCCAGCAGCCCCGGCCCCAGCCAGGCUUUCUGCCAUGGUAGCUCAGCUCGCUGCACAGAUGCAGCAGGUUGCAUCACAGACUGGUGUGGAAGACAGAUAGUGCCAAGAGCCUGGUUCCCUGCUGCCAGGGGAGCCCAGCAUUUACAGAAGAGGAAAGUCAGGCUGAGAUGCAGUCUCAGCACAAAGGCUCUGGGCUGAUGAGCAGAACAGACACACCGAGCAGUGCUCCUGGUCCUGCCUCUGCCGCGCACUCAGCGCUUUUACAAGAGCAGGAGGCAUCCACAGGUGAAAGGUUCCUUUUGCCUGGGGCAAGGGCAGUCCCAUGGGACACAGGCUUUGCCAGGCUCUGCCCCUACACCACCAUGCACAAGCUCGUGUGCUGUUUCCAGCCUCCCCAAAGUAUUUGAAGCACUUCUGCAGUACCAGAGGAGGCAUGCACACCGACCUGCCCUCUCAUCUCAUGUGCUAGCACCACGCUUGUUUGGCCUGCAACGCUUGCCAACGGCUCUGCCCCUGCGGAAGACGCUGACCCCCCCCCGCAGUCACCCUCUGGUCACCGCCCGGCUUUGCCCUGCAGCUGCCCCCAGCCCUGCGGGGCUGCCCAGCAGCGAGCGCAGAGGGGUUAUGGCAGCAGCAGCAGCCAGUGGCAGGAGCACCAGGGCCAGGCAGAGCUCUUCCUCUGGCUGCACACGCGGGUUUUUGGGGCAGAAAUUCUCUGCUGAGCAGCGGGGACGCCAGGCAGAGCGUGCUGCCCGGCAGGCGGGUUUGCUUCAUCGCGUCCCAGCAUCCAAACAGGUCCCGCUCCCCCUCUGCCCUGUUUCAUCUUCCCUUGGUGAAGCUGCAGUCCUGGCUCCGCCGGGGAGCCGAAAGGCGAGCUGUUUCCAUCCGUCCCACUGAAACGAAGCAUUUCCCUUCCUCAUCCUCCAGCAAGAACAGGGCGCAGCUCUUGGCACAGCCUGGGCUGCCUCAACCCCCUGCCAGGCAGCUCUCGCUGCGGCAGGCAAGGUGCUGGUUUCCACGGUGAGUUCUCACUUGCCUUUGGUCUGGAGAGGGCCAGUUUUAGCAGACAGCACUGCAUGUUAGUUUACAAACCCAGCCCUGCACGUUUGGCCUCUGUGAGUGUUCAGUUUCCCCAAGGAGCAUCCUCCUGCUGUUCGCCAUGGUGCAGACGAUGCCCGCGGCUCCCCGUCGGGCACGGGGCGGUUUCUGCCCCGGGGACCCCGCACCCCCCCGGCUGCCCCAGGCAGCCACGGCACGGGGCCGCAGCGAGGCGCGGGGGGGGUCGGGACCCCCUCUGCAGCAGGACUGAAACCGAGCAGAAGGCCCGGCAGGUCUGAGAGUUGCUGGUUACAACACUUUCUGUGCUACAUGUGCAAUAUAUUUGUUAUGAAUGUUAUCACCCAGUCAGUUCAUUCAAUAAUCUUUUAAUCACUGUAGCUAGGUGUUCUGCGUCCAUUCAAGUGACUUUUAUUCGAGUGCAAUAUUUCAAUAGACAUGUAGUGACCUAGUAUGCUUUGUGUUUUAGAGAAUCUGUGUGCAGAGCAAUGCAAUUAAGUUUAAAACCUUGUAAAUAAAACAGGUUGCAAACCAAAAACUAAAAAGAAAAAAAAAAAGUAUUAGGCUUGCAUUUAAUUUCUGUGACUGUUUCAGUAUCGUGCGUUAGGCCGCCUCAGUACAGCCCCUGUGUUCUCUGUGCAGGUAUUAAUGGAGGAGUGGCUCCUCAGCUGUUGAAUGCUCCCUGUUAAUGCUUUACUGCUUUACCUGUAUUCAUUUUUCUAGACUCCUGUCUGCACAAAAUGCAAUAAAUGAUUUUAUUACACCCUUCA
Molecule: messenger RNA, 8207 nt
Organism: Anas platyrhynchos (mallard)
Lineage: Eukaryota; Metazoa; Chordata; Aves; Anseriformes; Anatidae
Gene: SLC12A5
Product: solute carrier family 12 member 5
Biological process (GO): cell volume homeostasis; potassium ion import across plasma membrane; chemical synaptic transmission
Cellular component (GO): plasma membrane
Molecular function (GO): potassium:chloride symporter activity
Source: RefSeq, a predicted model, not a curated record